Molecule: messenger RNA, 857 nt
Organism: Nymphaea colorata (pocket water lily)
Lineage: Eukaryota; Viridiplantae; Streptophyta; Magnoliopsida; Nymphaeales; Nymphaeaceae
Product: plant cysteine oxidase 1-like
Exons: 5
Coding region: 109-825 (238 amino acids)
Molecular function (GO): oxidoreductase activity, acting on single donors with incorporation of molecular oxygen, incorporation of two atoms of oxygen
Source: RefSeq, a predicted model, not a curated record
ACGUAUACGUGCAUUUCUUCUCCCUCAAUCUCUCCGUAGUUGAGAAAUAGAGUGCGAGCAGAUAGUCGUCGUGACUUUGAAGGCGAAGGAGAAGAGAGAGUGACAGCCAUGGAGACGACCAAACUACAGCGUCUCUUCGACGCCUGCAACGAGGUUUUCACAGAUGAGGAACCUCCUUCUUACAGGCAGAUUCAGUGGCUGAGACACCUCCUAGAUUCAAUGGAAGCAUUGGACGUUGGAAUCAAUGAGUUCGGGGAGGGAACACCAGACCACACUAAUCGCUACAGAAAACUGGUAGAUGGGCAAUCCUUAACGAGCAUCACAUAUAUUCACAUCUACGAGUCGGAGUAUUUUUCGAUGGGGAUCUUCUGUUUCCCGGCGGGAGCUAGCAUACCUUUCCACGACCAUCCAGGGAUGACCGUUCUGAGCAAGCUACUCUAUGGCUCCAUGUAUCACAAGGCAUACGAUUGGGUUCUCCCCACCAAGUUGGCUCAUUUGAAGGAUCGUCAUACUAGAACAGUAGGGCUGGCUGGGUUGGCCGUGGACGAAGUGCUGGAAGCGCCGUGCCAGCCGAGCGUGCUGUUCCCGAGAAGCGGCGGCAACAUCCACUCCUUCACCGCUCUGACGCCCAGCGCCAUCUUGGACGUCCUCUCCCCUCCUUACAACGACGAGUUGGGGCGGCCCUCCACCUACUUCUACGAGCUACCAAUCCGAGCCUUACCAGGCUACGCGGUGUUGGAGGAGAGAGAUUUGCCUGAAGAUUUGACCGUUGAGGGAGCGCCAUACCUUGGGCCUAAGCUCACCCUUGACGCCAUCAAUAAUUAAUUAGCACAAAAAACCGCAGAGUUGAGAUCAUA